Messenger RNA from Triplophysa dalaica, 5006 nucleotides. RefSeq names its product chondroitin sulfate N-acetylgalactosaminyltransferase 1a (gene csgalnact1a). The coding region runs from base 986 to 2713 and encodes 575 amino acids. Gene Ontology annotation, cellular component: Golgi cisterna membrane. The record is from RefSeq and is a predicted model, not a curated record. Gene Ontology annotation, molecular function: glucuronosyl-N-acetylgalactosaminyl-proteoglycan 4-beta-N-acetylgalactosaminyltransferase activity. NCBI's taxonomy places the organism in Eukaryota, Metazoa, Chordata, Actinopteri, Cypriniformes, Nemacheilidae. The transcript has 8 exons.
CUUUGUUGGUCAUUCUUAACAUAACAGAAAAAUUGUGGCUGCAAGUAAUUCGUCUUAAAGAGAAAAAGCAACAUCGAAACUGUCAAGCGAGGUGAUAAACGCACAAAUUCUCUUCGGAUAAAGCUUGAGGGUUGUUCGCGUGCGGGGCGACUGGAUCGUGUCAGCUUUGGCUACAGGUAACAACGCAUCCUUUAUGCGCGUGCUGGAGGCGGAGGCAGUUUUGGGGUGGGGUGGACCAGAAGAUCCGGUUUCGCCGGGGAAGAAACACGCAGUGGCUCACCGCUUCUCCACACUCUCUCCGCCGCAUGCGCUCCCAUCACACGCGCGCUCUGUGCUGGAGGACACAGUUCGACUACAGAAUGCAGAGGGAUGUGUGAAGACCAGAGCCUGGAGAAGCAUGCAAAAGACUGGGAAUAGAUUAGGAACCACAGACUGGCCAAACACUCAACUUGCUCACAACACAAAUGUGCUAAUAUGUGUUUUAUCAACGCUGGGUCAUGUUGAAAAAAUGAAUAACCAAUAAACAGCCUCCAACUGCUGGAUUAUAGCUAUGCAGAUCUAUUGGCUAAACUUGAUUCAAGGAGAAUUAGUACAUCUGGGAUGCUGAAGAAUGGAGCAACCAUUCCAGACAUUCUCUCAGGGGUCUGUCAUGCUACCUUUGAGAAGAAUGAGCAAUUUUCGCCAGACUGAGAUAUGUGCGUGGUGCUGGUUCAUUUGACUAGACGGAGAUCUAAUAGCUUCUCGAAGUGGCCGUAACUUGACCCAUAAACAAGUAUGUGAAUGAGAAGCCAGGCUGCAGUUUGAAGAAAGGGUAAUUUGGGAAUAGACAGUAGCUCCGAACAGAUGUUGCUUUGUGCGCCGCUGUCGGGGUAUAUGAUAAUUUAGUCGACCAACUAGACGCAAACAGUUCUUUGGUUUUACAGAGUUCAACAAAGGUGAUCAGGUGUUCAGACAUCUCUUGAAUGAUCUUUCGGUCUCCGUUUUAAUGAGUCGCAAAGAUUCCCCAACCUUUUUGAACUACGUCAUCCUACCAGCUUUGUUGUUGAGGUGGCCAGCUGUGAUGCUGCGAAGGGGUCUGUUGGCCUGGCUCUCACGUGUAGGCAUCUUGUUAGUGGUAGUGUGCUGCUGCCUUUCUCUCCUCUAUGUCAUCACCUGCACCCCCCACGUGGAUGAACCCUUGGCGGGGCAACCCCUUCCCAGAGGUGGAGGUUUGGGGAUGGCGGGUGGUCCGAGCAGACCGGGUGGAGUUGGAGGUGGCCCCAUCGGUCCUGUCGGACGAGAAGGGUUCCAUGCCCUACUACAAGAGCGAGAAGAACAACACCGGCAGCAUAUUGCCAGCUUAAAGAAGCAAAUCGCUCAACUUAAAGAAGCUCUCCAAGAACGCAGCGAACAGCUUAAGGGCAUGCAGAACUCUUUGGAGAAGACAGCCGGCAAGGUCGUGGUGGUGGAAGAUCACAGUCGCAACGACCUGCAGGAGUUCCUGCGCAGUCAGCUGAACAGGGCUGAGGCUCACGCCGGUGUACGGCUUCCAAGCGAGUACGCUGUGGUGCCCUUCGAGAGCUUUACCCUACAGCGAGUCUACCAGCUCGAGAUGGGGUUGACAAGACACCCAGAGGAGAAGCCCGUGCGGAAGGACCGCAGGGACGAGCUGGCUGAGGUGGUGGAGAGUGCGCUACACGCUCUAAAUGUGCCAAGUCGGGCAGGAGAAAAAACAAAAGCGUCCAAAGUCUACACACCGUCAGACUUUGUAGAAGGGAUCACACGAACCGAGAAGGACAAGGGCACGCUGUAUGAACUGACCUUCCGCGGUGAACAGAAGCAAGAGUUUCGCAGGCUGGUUCUCUUCCGGCCCUUCGGCCCACUCAUGAAAGUGAAGAGUGAGCUCGUGGAGACGACCAACAUGCCCAUUAACAUCGUGGUGCCUUUGUCCCAAAGAGCCGACAAAUUCAGACAGUUUAUGCACAACUUCAGGGAGGUGUGCGUGAAGCAGGACGGGCGGGUGCACCUUACCGUGGUUUACUUUGGAAAGGACCAGAUAAAUGAAGUCAAGGGAACUUUGGAGAACACAUCGAGGGAGAUGAACUUCCGUAACUUCACCCUGAUUCAGCUGAAUGAGGAGUUUUCUAGAGGUCGAGGUCUGGACGUGGGAGCCCGAGCUUGGAAGGGAGGCAAUGUCCUGCUCUUCUUCUGUGAUGUGGACAUCUUCUUCACAGCCGACUUCCUAAACACAUGUCGUCUGAAUGCCCAACCUGGAAAGAAAGUGUUUUACCCAGUUCUCUUCAGUCAGUACAAUCCGGCUGUAAUCUACGGCAGCCACAUUCCCCCUGUGGAACAGCAGCUGAUUAUUAAGAAAGACACUGGCUUCUGGAGGGACUUUGGCUUUGGGAUGACCUGUCAAUACAGAUCAGACUUUAUCAAUAUAGGUGGUUUUGACGUGGACAUUAAAGGCUGGGGCGGUGAGGACGUCCACCUGUACAGGAAAUACCUCCACAGUAAUCUACUGGUUGUACGUACACCAUCCCGCGGCCUCUUCCAUCUGUGGCACGAGAAGAGAUGUGCCGAUGAGUUGCCUCCAGACCAGUACAAGAUGUGCAUGCAGUCGAAAGCAAUGAACGAGGCCUCGCAUGGACAGCUUGGCAUGCUGUUGUUCCGGCAUGAGAUCGAGGCGCACCUCCGAAAACAGAAACAGCGAAGCGGAGCCAAAAAAGCUUGAAGCAUGUUACCUCUCACGUUGUAUUUGUAAAACGCAAACUCGCGGUUACGGGAAGAGUUCACCCAGAAAGCCAUCUUUUGGCAUGGUUAACUAACUGUAUUCCAAACCAAUGAGUCAUUUUUCACAGGCUGUACAUUUCCUGGGCAAGGUUUUCCAUGUGAUGAACGCAUAGUUCUUGAAAAACUCUGGUGUCAUUCAAAACCUGUACAUGACCUUUUCUUCUGUGGAACACAAAAGAAGACAUCUUGAAAAAUGUCUCCGUGGUUUUGUAUCCAUACAAUGGAUGUAAAUGGGCCCCACAAGUUUUCAAAAAAAAAUUUGCAGGGGAAAGAAAGUUAUACAGGUUUGAAGGUGUAAAUAACAAAAUAAUUUUUAUUUAUUGGGUGAAAUGUCCCUUUAAAUGAAAGAAGAAAAUUGCAAGCACAAAGCAUUGGGUGGCUUUAGAAGACUUGGAUUGUAGUGCACAAUCAUCAACAUUUUGACACUUUUUAAUCAUUUUUGGAUUUGACAUCCCCAUUCUCUUUUAACCCUUUAGAAAUAGUGCAAAUGCACUUUGAAUUAAAAAUGUGCCUUUUGUGAUCCAUGGGAGAACCUAAGUUAUGCAGGUUUCCUAUAAGGAUAAAUAAUGAGUAAAUAAUAACAGGAUUUUCAUUUUGGGUGAACUGUCCCUUUAAAUCAUAGUUUUAGUAUGACUGCACGAACGCACACAGACACGCAAACCCAAACACUGAGAUAACUCCGUGACGCCACACAAACAGAGCAACAGACAAGACAUUCCCUGUAGAUAACAUAGUCAAGCGUCUGCGUGCAGAAUAUGACCUUCAAGUCUGCACAUUGUCUUUUGAGUGUUAUUAAAUGAUCCGCAGUAUUAUCCAGAUACAGCACAUGAUGUAGUCUCUAAUGCACAUGAUACACUUCAGAGAGAAAUCUCACAUCAUCGGCAGGUUUUAUGCUGAUAAUCUUUGAUACAUUACUGUUGAUACUGAAAUUAAGACACAACUGGUAUAAAUGGAAAAGGAGAGACUUGAGGCGAGAGUGUUGGUACAUUUAGUUUCAACAUGUGUAACUGUUUCAACAGUUUUAACUUAUUCAAACAUUCAUUUAAAUUUACCUAAACAUUAUUUUAUGGUAAUAAUUUAUACAUGCCACCUCCCUUAUUCUUUUAAAGAAUUGUAAUAAAAUAUUUUAAUUCAUUUACUUAAAGCAAAUAAAAUUGGAAACAAUUUGACAACAAAUGCAGAAAUCAUACAUGUGUGUGUUACGAUCAUUAUUGUAUUGUUUACACAUUUAGUAUGUUAAGUGUUACAAAAUUCUCUGGUCUCGUCCUACCUCAGGCUAAAAUAUCAUUUUUUUAUUGGGUGCAAAUACACUAUCAAGCAAAAGUAAGAAUGUAAUUUUUCCAUUUAUAUUAUGUUGGUAUGUCUUAAAUGCCUAAGGCGUUUAUACAGUUGCAGGAAAACAUGUCCUGGACGUUUUUGGUCUAUUAACAUUGAAUAUGGGAUUUAUACAUUAUGGGUGGCAAGCGAGAUAUAUAUAGAACAUGCCUGAUUGCUUAUUGUCAUGUAGCCUAAUAGUUGGGAAAGGCCUAACUUGUUAAAUAUGAACAGUUUACUUAUGGAUCAGUAAGAAACAAUAAAGGGCGUCAAGUGUGUAUAUAGAUGUGACAAACUGAUCUAACAGCUAUAUGACGAGUGGUUUGAAGAACUACAAUUUGAUUCCCCAUUUUGAUUUAUUGAUGAUAUGGUGCCACUUAGUGGUUACAUUUAUUAUUACAAUCAUUUGUGACCGAAUGGUCUUGCAGGGACAGUGAACAUCACUAUACAGCAAUACAACAGUAAUACUAUAAUAUAACACAAAAUAAUUCAGUUUAUAACUGGUUGAUAAGCGUUGAUUCUUUAAGUUUAAUGUUUGAUUCAUUUUGUAAACAUUUUGAAUGACAAAGAUGUGUACUUGUAGGAGGGAUUGUUUGGACUACACUUGUAAACACUCAUAUGUUCAUAACUUUCACUCCAAAUGAAUCUUUUAUGAUGACCAAACUCUUUAAAUGUUUUUUGAAGUUCUGGUACAAGCCUGCUGUCAGAUAAAAAUCAAGCACACACUGUUUUUCACCCUAGAUCAAUGUAGAAUAGUUGUAGAAAGAAUUAUUUAUUGGGGUACACCAAUGACCCUUUUCACGCCUCAAACGUCAAGGAUAUCUGUCUAUUAAUAUUCCAAUUAAAUAUUUUCAGGCAAUUUAGCUGAGAUUUAUUGUAAAUUUUACGAACAAAAUAAAGUGAAGUAUAAAAGUAUGACA